Staurois parvus is the source of this 432-nucleotide messenger RNA. The record is from the annotation of a GenBank genome assembly. Lineage: Eukaryota; Metazoa; Chordata; Amphibia; Anura; Ranidae.
UCCGGGGAGAGCAGAUAUAGUGAAUGCCCAAUCAGAGUGAAGACCAGACCGUAUCAGUGAAUGCACAGUCCGGGGAGACCAAUAUAGAGAGACACAGACCGGGUCCGGGGAGACCGGAUAUAGUGGAUGCAGGGUCAGACCGACGAUAUAGUGAAUGCAGGGUCCGGAGAGACCAUAUCCAAAUGCAGGGUCCGGGGCACAGGGACCACCGUCCAAUCACAGAGAAUGCAGGGUCCGGGGAGACCAGAUCCAUAGAAGGCAGGGUCCAGGGAGACCAGAUCCAAGUCAAGGCAGGGUCCGGGGAGACCAGAUAUAGUGAAUGCCGGGUCCGGGGAGACCAGCUAUAGUGAAUGCAGGGUCCGGGGAGACCGGAUAUAGUGAUAUAGUGAAUGCAGGGUCCGGGGAGACCGGAUAUCAGUGAAUGCAGGGUCC